CUGUGGUCAUAUGACGGGCGCCGAAACGUAAGGCGCCUGCUCCCCAGUUUCAUUUCAUCAAAGGGUGCUCGCAUAUUGUUGAAGAUGUCCGGAUCAGCUGAUCGAGAAGCCGUGUUUCCCACCCGACAAUCGCUGGGCCUGAUGAAAGGCAAGCUGAAGGGUGCGGAACAAGGCCACAGUCUUCUGAAACGCAAAAGUGAAGCAUUGACAAAGCGAUUCCGAGACAUUACGCGGCGAAUCGAUGAAGCCAAACGGAAAAUGGGCCGUGUGAUGCAAAUCGCGGCUUUCUCCCUCGCUGAGGUGUCGUACGCGGUUGGCGGUGAUAUCGGCUUUCAGAUUCAGGAGUCCGCCAAGCAGGCCCGCUUUCGGGUUCGAACAAAGCAAGAAAACGUCUCGGGCGUCCUUUUGCCACAAUUUGAAAGUGUUACUGCGGAAGGAAGCAACGAUUUCGGUUUGACUGGCCUUGGCAAGGGAGGCCAGCAGGUACAAAGAUGUCGUGAGACGUACGCGAGGGCAGUGGAGACGCUCGUGGAGCUUGCGAGUCUACAGACUGCAUUCGUAAUCUUAGACGAAGUGAUUAAGGUGGUAAACAGAAGAGUGAAUGCAAUUGAGCAUGUCAUUAUCCCUCGAACUGAGAACACAAUCAAAUACAUCAACUCAGAGCUGGAUGAGCUCGACCGAGAGGAAUUCUACCGGUUAAAAAAGGUUUCGAACAAGAAGCAAAGAGACACAGCUGCAUUGGAUGCAGAGAUCAAAGCAAGGCGGGACAAAGCGGAAGGGGCUGCCGGAAAGGAGUCUCCCAGUAACAAUGGCCCUGCAGACCUAUUGGCGCAGGAAGAGGAUGAAGAUGUGAUUUUUUAGGCCAUUGAAAUUAUAUUUCACAUGAUAAUUCCAGAUGUAUAGCUAGUACACAACCGGGCGCUUUGUAUUGACUACUGUGGAACUCAAUGCUAACUUGGCUACUGAAUCCA
Coccidioides posadasii C735 delta SOWgp is the source of this 971-nucleotide messenger RNA. RefSeq names its product H(+)-transporting V1 sector ATPase subunit D (gene VMA8). Gene Ontology annotation, biological process: vacuolar acidification. Gene Ontology annotation, molecular function: proton-transporting ATPase activity, rotational mechanism. The record is from RefSeq and is a predicted model, not a curated record. NCBI's taxonomy places the organism in Eukaryota, Fungi, Ascomycota, Eurotiomycetes, Onygenales, Onygenaceae. Gene Ontology annotation, cellular component: vacuolar proton-transporting V-type ATPase complex; fungal-type vacuole membrane.